CUCGCCAAGGGGACGUUUUGCUUGUACUGGAUAUAGUGAGGACGGCAUGGGCGGACACACGGCGUUUGUGCUCUUACUUGCGGCGACCUUGACGCUCUCAUCCGAGGUACCUACUGAUGACUCAGAAGGUUUGAUGACUGAGCCGCAGGUGGCCAUGUUCUGUGGCAAACUCAACAUGCACAUCAAUGUGCAGACUGGCAACUGGGAGCCAGACCCUUCAGGCUCCAAGAGCUGCAUCAGCACUAAAGAGGGCAUCCUGAAUUACUGCCAAGAGGUGUAUCCAGAACUUCAGAUCACUAAUGUCGUGGAGGCCAACCAGCCCGUCAGCAUCCAAAACUGGUGCAAAACAGGCCGCAAGCAGUGCCGCAGUCACAAUUACAUCGUGGUGCCCUACCGCUGCUUGGUCGGGGAGUUCGUGAGUGAUGCCUUGCUGGUUCCUGACAAGUGUAAGUUCUUGCACAAGGAGUAUAUGGACCAGUGUGAGAGCCAUCUGCACUGGCACGCUGUGGCCAAAGAGUCCUGCAUAGACCGUGCCGCCAAUCUCCAUGACUACGGGUUGCUGAUGCCGUGCGGCAUUGACCUUUACCGCGGGGUGGAGUUUGUGUGCUGCCCAAUCGAAGCCGAGCAGGAGUCCGAUAGCGCAGGGCUCGAUGGGGAAGAGUCGGACGUCUGGUGGGGCGGAGCUGAGCCUGAGAAUAAUGAUAACAGCAUGACGCAGCAGACCGACACGGAGCCGGCUACAGCUGAGGAGGAGGAGGAUGAGGAAGAUGAUGAAGAGGCUGACACUUUUGAAAGGGAUGAGAAUGACGAUGAAGAAAUUGACGAGGAGGAGGUGGAGGAGGAGGAAGACGAGGACAUGACCAACGAGCGGGAUAGCGACGAGCGCAGUGCUCACGUCGCCAUGACAACCACCACCACCACUGAAUCCAUCGAGGAGGUCGUUCGAGCCGCUUGUUGGGCACGCGCCGAGUCAGGCCCGUGUCACGAUACGCUGGAGCGCUGGUACUUCAUGCCUGAAAAGGCCCGCUGCGCCCCCUUCUUGUUUGGGGGUUGCGGGGGCAACAGGAAUAACUUUGAUUCCGAGGAAUACUGCCUCGCUGUCUGCAGCAGCUCGUUGCCCACUCUGGCGCCGAGCCCCCCAGACGCCGUGGACCAAUACCUCGAGUCCCCCGGCGAUGACAACGAGCACGGCGACUUCCAGAGGGCGAAGGAAAGCCUGGAGGCCAAGCACAGGGAAAAGUUGUCCCAGGUGAUGAAGGAAUGGGAGGAGGCUGAGAGGAAGGCCAAGAAUCUCCCACGUGCUGACAAGAAAGCUGUCAUUCAGCAUUUCCAGGAGAAGGUGGAGGCCCUCGAGCAGGAGGCCGCCGGAGAGAGGCAACAGCUGGUGGAAACCCACAUGGCCCGCGUGGAGGCUCUGCUCAACAGCCGCCGACGCAUGGCCCUGGAAAACUACCUCAGUGCACUGCAGGCCGACCCUCCACGGCCUCGUCAGGUGUUGAGUCUAUUGAAGAAAUACGUUCGGGCCGAGCAGAAGGACCGCCAGCACACAGUCAAACAUUACGAGCACGUCCGAACCGUCGACCCGAAGAAGGCGGCGCAGAUUCGACCUCAGGUUUUGACCCACCUGCGCGUGAUUGAUGAAAGGAUGAACCAGUCGCUGGGUUUGCUCUACAAGGUGCCCAACGUGGCCGACGAAAUCCACAGCCAAGUCUCCGUCAUUGUUCAGCGAGUUCAGUCCGAGCUUUCUCACCAAGUGUCUUCCUUGCAGAGCGACAACAGGGUGGAUGGCAGGAUGAGUUACGGCAACGACGCCCUCAUGCCCGACCAGGCGUACAGCUCGGCCCCGAUGGAUCCCGGCCUCGACAGGCUGGGCUUCAUCCACCCCGAGAGCUUCAACCAGCCCAACACUGAGAACCACGUGGAGCCAGUUGAUGCCCGCCCACUUCCAGAUAGAGGACUACCCACACGGCCUGUGUCUGCCCUGAAGCCAGAAGAGAUGCCCCAAGUGCAUCUGGAGACUGAUGAGAGACAAAGUGCUGGUUAUGAAGUCCACCAUCAAAAAUUGGUCUUUUUUGCCGAGGACGUUGGCUCCAACAAAGGCGCCAUCAUCGGGCUGAUGGUGGGAGGCGUUGUCAUAGCGACCGUCAUCGUCAUCACCUUGGUGAUGCUGAGGAAGAAGCAAUACACUUCUAUCCACCAUGGCGUCAUCGAGGUGGAUGCUGCAGUGACGCCCGAGGAGCGUCACCUGGCAAAGAUGCAGCAGAACGGCUACGAGAAUCCCACCUACAAGUUCUUUGAGCAGAUCCACAACUAAAAAGAGCCCCCCCCUCCCCGACCCACAGGUGCUGUUCCACUCUCUGCUCCCAUUUGACAUUUGAAAAACCGCGCUCAUUUUAAAAGCCAGAGAUUUUUUUUUUGUUUGUUUGUUUGGGCCAAAGGAAGCAGACAUGGAACAAAGCCUUGUGAACCCUCUCAAUUGCACAAAGUAACACUAACAGAGUGAGACAAGGGUACCCUGUGUCACCUGCACAUUUAAGCCAAUCACGCAGUGUUUGUACUCUAUGAACUUGUCAACUGGCCAUAUAUAUAUAUAU
Molecule: messenger RNA, 2594 nt
Organism: Hippocampus comes (tiger tail seahorse)
Lineage: Eukaryota; Metazoa; Chordata; Actinopteri; Syngnathiformes; Syngnathidae
Product: amyloid beta A4 protein-like
Exons: 18
Coding region: 47-2314 (755 amino acids)
Biological process (GO): axonogenesis; central nervous system development
Cellular component (GO): membrane raft; Golgi apparatus; plasma membrane
Molecular function (GO): transition metal ion binding; serine-type endopeptidase inhibitor activity; signaling receptor binding
Source: RefSeq, a predicted model, not a curated record